AAAACGUGCCCAGAAUCAGAUGUUUCAGAACCUCAGAAUUCCAGGUCUAUGGAAAUGCAAGACCUAGCAAGUCCCCAUGCCUUGGUUGGAGGCAGUGACACACCUGGGAGCUCCAAGCUGGAUAAAUCCGGUCUCAGCAGCACUUCGGUCACAACAAAUGGGACAGGAGUGUCUCUUCUUGCAGUCAAAACAGAGCCCUUGCACAGCAGUGAGACCACUACCACGACUGGAGAUGGAGCGCUUGACACUUUUACUGGGUCAGUAAUAACCAGCAGUGGCUACAGCCCCAGAUCGGCACACCAGUACUCCCCACAGCUGUACCCCUCCAAGCCCUAUCCACACAUUCUUUCUACACCAGCAGCUCAAACAAUGUCGGCCUACGCAGGCCAGACUCAGUACUCUGGGAUGCAGCAGCCAGCGGUCUACACAGCCUACUCGCAGACAGGGCAGCCCUACAGCCUGCCCGCCUACGAUCUUGGUGUGAUGUUGCCAGCCAUCAAGACGGAAAGUGGGCUUCCCCAAACUCAGUCCCCGUUACAGAGUGGCUGCCUCAGCUACAGCCCUGGGUUUUCUACCCCACAGCCGGGCCAGACACCUUACUCUUACCAAAUGCCAGGCUCCAGUUUUGCACCAUCGUCCACUAUUUAUGCAAAUAAUUCCGUCUCUAAUUCAACAAAUUUCAGCGGCUCACAACAGGAUUACCCAUCGUACACAGCCUUUGGCCAAAACCAGUAUGCUCAGUAUUACUCAGCAUCAACCUAUGGGGCAUACAUGACAUCAAACAACACAGCCGAUGGCACAUCGUCAUCAACCUCGACUUACCAGCUGCAGGAAUCUCUCCAAGGACUGACUAGCCAACCAGGAGAGUUUGAUACAGUGCAGAGCCCAUCCACACCAAUCAAAGAUCUUGAUGACAGAACAUGUAGAAGUUCUGGGUCAAAGUCUCGAGGAAGAGGCCGGAAAAAUAAUCCCUCCCCACCUCCGGACAGUGACCUGGAGCGUGUGUUUGUCUGGGACUUGGAUGAAACCAUCAUCGUCUUCCACUCUCUCCUCACGGGCUCUUACGCACAGAAGUACGGCAAGGAUCCCCCGAUGGCUGUAACCCUCGGGCUCCGAAUGGAAGAAAUGAUCUUUAAUCUUGCGGAUACACAUUUGUUUUUUAAUGACUUAGAGGAGUGUGAUCAAGUUCAUAUAGAUGAUGUUUCCUCCGAUGACAAUGGUCAGGACUUAAGUACCUACAGUUUUGCAACUGAUGGCUUCCAUGCAACUGCAAGUAGUGCGAACCUUUGUUUGCCAACAGGUGUGAGAGGAGGGGUGGACUGGAUGAGGAAGCUGGCUUUUCGUUACAGAAGAGUAAAGGAAUUAUAUAACACCUACAAGAACAAUGUCGGAGGUCUCCUUGGCCCUGCCAAGAGGGAUGCAUGGCUGCAGUUAAGGGCAGAGAUCGAAGGCCUAACAGAUUCCUGGCUAACGAACGCACUUAAGUCUUUAUCAAUUAUUAGUACUAGGAGUAACUGUGUAAAUGUCUUGGUAACGACAACCCAGCUGAUUCCUGCUCUUGCAAAAGUCCUGCUUUACAGCCUAGGAGGUGCUUUCCCCAUUGAGAACAUUUACAGCGCAACUAAAAUAGGAAAAGAAAGUUGCUUUGAACGGAUAAUGCAAAGGUUUGGCAGAAAAGUAGUGUAUGUGGUAAUUGGGGAUGGUGUAGAAGAAGAGCAGGCAGCGAAAAAGCACAACAUGCCCUUUUGGAGGAUAUCAAGCCACUCGGACCUCUUGGCUCUACAUCAAGCACUGGAAUUAGAGUAUUUGUAACUGUAUUCUCUAGUUGAGGAUCCAUUUUUUUUUAUAUUUCAAGUACACUGAAUUUUUAUGUGUGAUCCAAUGCCGCUGGCUUCUUCUACACAUACAAAUGGUCUUAACGGAUGAAAUCAUACUUGGAAGGAAAACUCCAGAGUGAAGAAUUCGGGUUGCUGAAUGGAAUUAAACUUUAGUGCUACAGAAAGGAAGCUCUAUGGUCUUAUUAUCUUUACAAUACUUUCAUGGUUUAAAAAAAAAAUCAGUGGCAGUUGCUGACACGUAUCAAGUGAGUUCUAAGAGGGAUUAACAGCUUUAGUAAAGAACUGGAACCCUCCAAGCCACAGCACCUGCUCUGCCUCUGACAAGGUGGUUGAAAACAUUCCUCAAAAUGGGAGCUCUUCUCAACCCUGAGGUUUGAAUCUGACUUAUAGCCUACCUAGCCCAGAAAAUCUGAAUCGGAAUGCACUCAGACUGUAUAAUGACAGUCCUAUCUAGACAUGUAAUUUGUGUAAAUUAUUGAUGGAAAUAAUUUACUGUGACUUUAUUAGCAGCUGACUCUGAAAGUGGAUGCAAUUUUUCUUUUAUUUGUUGGGGUGGGAAAGGGCUGGGGAAAUGGGAAUAUAAUAUUGUCUCUUUUUUAAGGUUGGCAAAGAGAAUGUUCAUACUGAUGUGUUGUGCCUUAAAGACAAGACAGCAUUUGUGUGUUACAAUGUAACUUUGGUUACAAGUCUCUAUAGAUAAUCAAAGACAAAAAAA
Rattus rattus (black rat) is the source of this 2553-nucleotide messenger RNA. RefSeq names its product EYA transcriptional coactivator and phosphatase 4 (gene Eya4). The transcript is spliced from 17 exons. Gene Ontology annotation, biological process: negative regulation of extrinsic apoptotic signaling pathway in absence of ligand; positive regulation of DNA repair; cell differentiation. NCBI's taxonomy places the organism in Eukaryota, Metazoa, Chordata, Mammalia, Rodentia, Muridae. Gene Ontology annotation, molecular function: protein tyrosine phosphatase activity. The record is from RefSeq and is a predicted model, not a curated record. Gene Ontology annotation, cellular component: nucleus. The coding region runs from base 49 to 1812 and encodes 587 amino acids.